Molecule: messenger RNA, 2459 nt
Organism: Colossoma macropomum (tambaqui)
Lineage: Eukaryota; Metazoa; Chordata; Actinopteri; Characiformes; Serrasalmidae
Product: extracellular matrix protein 2
Exons: 9
Coding region: 327-2078 (583 amino acids)
Biological process (GO): positive regulation of cell-substrate adhesion; extracellular matrix organization
Cellular component (GO): extracellular matrix
Molecular function (GO): collagen V binding; protein binding; heparin binding
Source: RefSeq, a predicted model, not a curated record
UCUCUCUCUCUUUCUCUCUCUCUCUCUCUCUCUCUCUCUUUCUCUCUCUCUCUCUUUCUCUCUCUCUCUCUCUCUCUCUCUCUCUCUCUCUCUCUCUCUCUCUCCCCAAAUAUGUUUCAGUAAGAUAAACACAGACUGUGUAAGAGAGGGCUGAUGUUUCUGGAAAUGGAACAAGCACAGUCAGGGAUGUUCCCCCGUCAUCUCUGCAGUCUUCCCCCUCCUCUUCUCCUGGCUGACUCCGAGUCUUUAAGAGGGCAGCUGGAGGUGAGAGUGCAGGUACAUGCUGAGUGAGAGUGUUCACGCACACAGCAGACCAGAUCAGCACCAUGCAGGCAGUGUGGCUAUUGUGUGUGUGCGUGAGUGUGUGUGUGGGAGCUUUAGCUCUGGAAACGGAUUAUCCGAACGCACUGGUAGAACGGGACAGUGAGAACGGGACAGAUUCAGACUCACCUGCCAAUGACAUCUCAAACACACCUGCAACGGAGACAGCGAUGGUAGAUUCGAGUGAGAUAUCAAAGGGUGAGGGAGCAGACGAAAGCCUGAGAAAGACACACUCUGGGGGUACGGCUGCAGACACCGAGAAGCCUCUGGGGCGGACGCUGGCCGUGUGGGUGGAGCUCGCUUCCGUCUUGGCAAGGAGGGGCGGAGUAACAGGUAAACUGAACACCAUACUGAAUGAGCUCAAAGAGGAAAAGAAACGCCUCCUGGGCCUGGAGAGUGAAAGUGAUGAGCAGGUGAAGAGGAAGAAGGAAGAUGAUGACGAUGAUGAGGAGGAGGAGGAUGAUGAUGAAGAAGAGGAAGAAGAAGAAGAGGAAGAAGAGGAGGAAGGGGAAGAGGAAGGACAGGAAGAAGAGGAGGAAGAGGAGAAUGAAGCUGCUAAUAACAGCACUGCGUCCAGAGAUGGCUUCACAGACUUGCUGCCGGAAGAAUGCCAGCUGGGCGGAGGCCGCAUUUCCUGUAAAGACAUUGGCAUGUCCCAUCUGCCCAUCAUCACUGACCUCAGCAUCACCAUAAUCGAGCUAUCGGGAAACAACCUCACUAUAUUACCUCCUCGGGGUCUCUCUGGUCUGCCUAACCUGGAAGAAGUUGACCUGAGCAGGAACUUCCUGGAUGACUCCUCUAUCAGUCCCAACUUCUUCAUGAACCUGACAAAGCUGAAAAGACUGACCCUUGACGGUAAUGAUCUAGUGACAAUCCCGCGUCUGCCGCCGUCUCUGGAGGAGCUGAGGAUCAAUGACAACAAAAUAAGCCAACUGCUUACACAAAGCUUCAAAGGUUUGUCCAACCUGCUUGUCUUGGAGCUGACAGGAAACAUCCUGUAUGAGGGCAGUGUAGAGCCCUGGGCCUUCAGACCUCUGAAGGUGCUCAAGCAUUUGAAAUUAGACAACAACCGAUUCAGCUCCAUCCCAACUGGACUGCCUCGCUCCUUAGAGGAUUUGAGGAUGUCCCACAAUCAGAUAGUGGAGGUCCAGGACCAUGUUCUGAAUAAGUCUGUCCACCUGAGAGUGCUGGAUCUGAGUCAUAAUCUCCUGAGAGAGAACAGUUUCUACCCUGGAGCCUGGAUCAACCUGCCGAAGCUGGAGGCUCUGGACAUGUCUCACAAUCAGUUGUCUGUGGUGCCCCCUUACCUGCCCAGAGUUUUACGGCAACUGUCUCUCCAGCACAAUCACAUCCGUGCUAUCCCCCACUACACGCUGAGUCACCUUCGUCCAGGCCUCCAGUCCCUGCGCCUCUCCCAUAACCAGCUGGUGGAGGAGGGGCUCCAGGGAAAGUCCUUCCGGGGUGCCUACAAAACACUGGUGGAGCUUCUCUUGGACAACAACUGGCUUGAAAGCGUCCCGCAGAACAUCCGCCACUUCAAGUACCUGCAGCUGCUGCGACUGGAUCACAACCGCAUCACCUCUAUUCCAGUGAAGUCAGUGUGUAAAGUCAGAAUGACUGAAUCCUCCCCUCUGGUGGCUCUUCACCUGGAGAACAACCACAUCGAUGUGAAGAAAAUUCGCCCAACCGCUCUCUCCUGCAUCCGGGACCGUCACAGGGUCAAACUAGAACCCCAAACUACUAAUGAAAUCCAGUAGAGCCCUACAAAAUGCCUCAGUACUUUUCUGCUCAAGUUCUUUUAACUGUGUUUGGUGCUAAAUUACAAUCGUCUGAAUUAUUUAUUCAGUUAUAAAUUAAAAGCAUGAUAUUUCUACAUUUUUUCAGUCAACGUUUGUCCUCUUUCCCAUGAAGUCUUAAUGUUUUUGUUGAUUGCAGCCUGUGUGUUUAUCCCCAGCCAAUCUGCUCAUUCCUGUCUCCAUACCAUUGCAGUACUUUUGCUUAUUCUAACAACAAGACUGUUCUUUUUGGACGGGGCUGUCUUGAUGCCAAAGCUAUUUCAGUAUGUGCUGAUAUCUGUGCUGGUAUAACAGUUCUUUUGCCAAAUGUUUGUAAGUGUAUAAACUGUCUUUUCACAAAUA